Messenger RNA from Brienomyrus brachyistius, 420 nucleotides. Its product is annotated as protein FAM237A-like. The annotation marks the transcript as partial. The transcript has a single exon. NCBI's taxonomy places the organism in Eukaryota, Metazoa, Chordata, Actinopteri, Osteoglossiformes, Mormyridae. The record is from RefSeq and is a predicted model, not a curated record.
GUUUCUCUCCUGCAGAUGAACAGUAAUGGAUUGAUUGUGCGCUUGGCCAGGGUGCUACUCCUGUGCUGUACGUGUGUGGCCCUGCUGCAUGGUCAGGGUUUGGGUCCAGCCCAGGUGGACCCCCUGACACUGAACCAGGUGGACCCGCAGUGCUGGGAGUCCUCCUCCCUCCUACUUCUGGAGCUGCGUUCGCCGCGGAUCGCCGACAGCGUCCCGGCCUUCUGGGACCUCAUGCUCUUCCUGAAGUCCUCGGAAAACCUGAAGCAUGGUGCGCUCUUCUGGGACCUGGCUAGGCUCUUCUGGGACAUCUACGUGGACUGCGUCCUGUCACGGACCCACGGACUCGGUCGGCGCCAGCUGGCCACGCCCAGCUCUCCUGCCACUCCGGUUGACAGCUGGUAUCACUCUCUCAAGCAUUGA